Messenger RNA from Fusarium musae, 717 nucleotides. RefSeq lists its product as uncharacterized. Gene Ontology annotation, biological process: sterol biosynthetic process. Gene Ontology annotation, molecular function: C-8 sterol isomerase activity; steroid Delta-isomerase activity; cholestenol delta-isomerase activity. The transcript has 2 exons. NCBI's taxonomy places the organism in Eukaryota, Fungi, Ascomycota, Sordariomycetes, Hypocreales, Nectriaceae. The record is from RefSeq and is a predicted model, not a curated record. Bases 1 to 717 code for a protein of 238 amino acids. Gene Ontology annotation, cellular component: membrane; endoplasmic reticulum.
AUGGACACUCCUGUCGGAAGCGUCAACGCAACAGCUAAAAUUCCCCAUCAUCCAUUCUGGCCAUUGAACGCGGCACUUCCUCAAUAUGCCGCCAACACGCUAUCAUCUCGCGCUCUAGUAGCAUCCUUCGUCGUCGGCGCAAGUGCCAUUCUCGGAGUAACUCUGUCGCUGAUCCAACAAUCUCGUCGAAAGCUGUCAAAGACGGAGAUGUUCAUGACACUCUGGUUUGCCCUCUGCGGCUGCAUCCAUUUGUUCUUCGAGGGCUACUACGUCGUCAACUUCGUCGACAUCUCCAACAGACAAUUCCUCUUCGCCCAGCUCUGGAAAGAAUACUCCCUCUCCGACUCACGCUACCUCACCCAAGAUUCCUUCCUCGUCCCCAUGGAGGCCAUAACCGCCUUCCUCUGGGGUCCCAUGUCGUUCUUUUGCGCGUGGAGUAUCGUCAAGCAACAUCCUCUGCGACACCCUAUCCAGCUGAUCAUCAGCGUUGGACAGCUUUAUGGUGAUGUGCUGUACUUUGGCACUUGCUACUUCAACGAGAUUGUUCAUAGUAUUGUGUACUGUCGCCCGGAGCAGUUUUACUUUUACAUGUAUUAUGUUUUCUGUAAUGCGAUUUGGAUUGUUAUCCCGACGGUCUGUGUGGUGCAUAGUGUUGUUUUGACGAAGAGGGCUUUUGAGAAGGUUCAGGAGGUUGAGAGGGUGAAGAAGGGGAUGUAA